GAUGCGCACAUACCGCGAUAGCAGCUUGCAUACAGUACCUGUCUGCGAUGACGUCACCGUGAUGAUGCAACACUCACGUACACAUGUGCGUGUGGUAUCCUUAUUCCGUAACCGUAUUCUUAACCCGUGUAGUGUAUUCGAUUGCGUGCAAGCGGUACGACGUAUGUUUUCGACCGCUCUGAAGGUGUGAACGUUUCAAGUUAACAUCGAAGACGUCUCGACCGGUAGGAACGUGGCCCUGUACGAACACUACUCGACCCGAACUUGAAAUGCCCAGCCAAAAAAUGGAGACCGACAGUGUCGCGACGUCCGCGGUAACGUAUUUAAAACGGGAGGAGCUGCUUCCCGAUUGCACCGCCGUCCGGAUGGUUCCCGGGACGACUCCCAUGUUCGGCGGCCCGUAUCUAAGCUCCGGCAUCACGAUGCUGCCAUUCCGUCUCCCCGAAUGCCGCAUCCAACCGUCGGCGUGCACGAUGAAGAGGGCGCCACACGGCGCGGCGGACAGCGACGACGAUGAGCAGUACCGGCUGAAGAGGAAUCGGAACAACGAGGCGGCGCGCAAGUCGCGCGUGAAGAAGCGAAUCCACACGGAGUACGUCGAGUAUCUGGUGAAGCAGCUGUCGAGCGAAAACUCACAGCUGAGAUCGAGAAUCGUCGAGCUCGAGGGAACCGUGACGCGGCUAGCCAGCGAGCACCAGACAGCUAACGAGCGACAGACAAUUAACAAGAGACGGACAGCUAACGAGCGACAGACAGCCAGCGAGCGACAGGAAAUUAACAAGCAACAGACAUUUAACGAUCGCCAGACAGCUAACGAGCGACAGACAGCUAACGUAUUGGGUCUUUAG
This is a messenger RNA of Priapulus caudatus, 848 nucleotides long. RefSeq names its product CCAAT/enhancer-binding protein gamma-like. The coding region runs from base 270 to 848 and encodes 192 amino acids. The transcript has 2 exons. Gene Ontology annotation, biological process: regulation of transcription by RNA polymerase II; DNA-templated transcription. NCBI's taxonomy places the organism in Eukaryota, Metazoa, Priapulida, Priapulimorpha, Priapulimorphida, Priapulidae. Gene Ontology annotation, molecular function: DNA-binding transcription factor activity, RNA polymerase II-specific; RNA polymerase II cis-regulatory region sequence-specific DNA binding. The record is from RefSeq and is a predicted model, not a curated record.